GCUCGCCGCGCUCGCCCAGCCAUCAGCGGCCUCCCGCCGCCGCCUCGGCGCAGACUGCUAAGCUCAGCAAGUCUUGCGGCAAAGGCACUUCGGACCGAGUUGGGGCCGGCGCGGAGCGGGGACUCCGGGCCCCGGGGGAACGGACGCCCCUGCUGCACCGUGGCCGGCGUCGCGCCCUCGCAGCCCUCCGCCCCCUCACUUCGGAGACCCGGGUUCCCUCCUGCUUGGCCGCUCCCGUGAUCCCCUCUGCCGCCAUGAGGAACAUCUUCAAGAGGAACCAGGAGCCCAUUGUGGCUCCUGCCACCACCACCGCCACAAUGUCAACUGGGCUCUUAGACAACUCUACCGAGAGUGGGGGCGCUGGGGAGAGUAAGGAGGACAUGUUUGCCAAGCUGAAGGAGAAAUUCUUCAAUGAAAUCCAGAAGAUCCCCUUACCACCCUGGGCACUGAUCGCCAUUGCUGUGGUCGCUGGCCUCCUGCUCCUCACCUGCUGCUUCUGUAUCUGUAAGAAGUGCUGCUGUAAGAAGAAGAAGAACAAGAAGGAGAAGGGCAAGGGCAUGAAGAAUGCCAUGAAUAUGAAGGACAUGAAAGGGGGCCAGGAUGACGACGAUGCAGAGACAGGCCUGACUGAGGGAGAAGGUGAAGGAGAGGAGGAGAAAGAGCCAGAGAAUCUGGGAAAACUGCAGUUUUCCCUGGACUAUGAUUUCCAGGCCAACCAGCUUACCGUCGGCGUUCUGCAGGCUGCUGAAUUGCCUGCCCUGGACAUGGGAGGCACCUCAGACCCUUACGUCAAAGUCUUCCUUCUUCCAGACAAGAAGAAGAAAUAUGAGACCAAAGUCCAUCGGAAGACAUUGAACCCUGCCUUCAAUGAAACCUUCACCUUCAAGGUGCCAUACCAGGAGCUAGGAGGCAAAACCCUGGUGAUGGCCAUCUACGACUUUGACCGCUUCUCCAAACAUGACAUCAUUGGCGAGGUUAAGGUGCCUAUGAACACCGUGGACCUUGGCCAGCCCAUCGAGGAGUGGAGAGACCUGCAGGGCGGGGAGAAGGAAGAGCCAGAGAAGUUGGGCGACAUCUGCACCUCCCUGCGCUACGUGCCCACGGCUGGGAAGCUCACUGUCUGUAUCCUGGAGGCCAAGAACCUGAAGAAGAUGGACGUAGGUGGCCUUUCAGACCCCUACGUGAAGAUCCACCUGAUGCAGAAUGGGAAGAGGCUCAAGAAGAAGAAGACGACGGUGAAGAAGAAGACCCUGAACCCCUACUUCAACGAGUCCUUCAGCUUUGAGAUCCCCUUUGAGCAGAUUCAGAAAGUCCAGGUGGUGGUCACUGUGCUGGACUAUGACAAGCUGGGCAAGAACGAAGCCAUUGGCAAGAUCUUCGUGGGCAGCAACGCCACGGGCACAGAGCUGCGGCACUGGUCUGACAUGCUGGCCAACCCCCGGAGGCCCAUCGCCCAGUGGCACUCGCUCAAGCCCGAGGAAGAGGUGGACGCGCUUCUGGGCAAGAACAAGUAGGCAGCAGCGGCCGGGAUCCCGCACCGUUACAGACACUGACAAGAUCCAGAGCUAUCAAUACCUCAGUUAUGCAACCUUAGAGGUUUUCUUUCUCAUUUGUUUGUGGUUGUGUCCUUGUUUUUCCUUCCUUUAUCUCUUUUGAGAGACCAACUUCCCUCUGAUGGCUGUGUGAGGAGAGUCCCCUAACAGGUGAAAGAGAAGCCUGGCUCUUUUCAUCGUCCCAGGAGCUGUCCUUGCUGCAUGCCCUGUCACGUUUCCCUCUCACUCUUUCAAAGCUUCACUUGAACCUCACCCUGAGUGAGGCCCUCUUUCAGCAGAGAGUCACAGCACUUCCUGUGUUUUGAGUGUUCUGGACCAACAAAAUGGCAGCACAUCCUGUUUCCUGACAGGGAAGGCAACACAGUGGCCUAUGAUGUGUGUGUGUGUGUGUGUGUGUGUGUGUGUGUGUGCGCGCGCGCGCGUGUGUGUUGGAGCAUCUCUCUGCAUUUCUGGGAUGAACCACGGACAGUGAAGUUGUGUGGGAAGAGAAGGCUCUUCGGGAACCCUGAAGUGAAGAGACGUCCACUGUCUAAGUGGGAGAUCUUCCGUCAGCUCGUGGAGAGGGCUCAGAAUCCUGGUCGGGUGUCAGAAGCUCCCAUACUCUUUGUGGGUGGCUAUUUGGGAGGCAAGAUGUGGAGACUGGACUUGUCCAGAACUAGGACCAAAAACCUGAUGCCAUCAUAGACUUCCUCUCGUCAGGCCUUGUUUCCCCACAAGUGUGGUUUCUGGGACAUUCGUGGACAUGAACUAUUCACUAGAUUGGUUAGACUCUAACAGGGACCAUCAGUCCUGGGACCUCACUGUUGUUGACAGUUAACGUCAAACUAUGAAGAAAGAAGACCCAUUACCUAGAAAGACCAAAUGAAACUCCUGGAUCUUCUUUACCCCCUUCCAGUGGGAAACACAGAUGCUUUCUCCCUUUCCAGAAUAUAAGCUAUGCGGUUCAUUUGCAUUUUUUCCCCAUCAUGCUUUUGCUUCUGUUUUCUCUUUUAAUCUAAGUGGAGCAACACUAUCUGAAGACUGUUUUCUGUACAGAGCCAGAGACUCUAAAAAGAAGGUUUGAAUUCUUGUCCCCCUGAGGUCCAGGUAAGAAGGGGGAGGAUGGUGGAGAGACGGCAGAAAUUUCCCGGAUGAGAUAGGUGGGGGUGCUGAGAUCCGUGCCCCCCCGGCUCCCACUCCUCUGCCUUCCGUGCCAGAUAGUUUGUGGGUAGCUGACGUGGCCCAGGGAGACCUGUGGGGAGGCCCCAUCCUACUAUUCCUUGGGGAGGCGUCUCUCUAUGAAUGCCAAGAAGCAGGACAUCCAUUCCAAAUGGGUGGUGGAGGACACCUGCCGGGGUUUCUACCCCACGCUCGGUUGUGUCCCUUUCCCUCUUCACCUUUUGUCCCCAGCAUUGAUAAAAAGCCAUAUAUAUGUUAGUCAAGUUUGCACUGAGCCUCCUUCCAAACCUUCAGCCUGGGCAGGAGAGUCAGGUCCCACAUGACCUAAGGCCAGCACCACUUCCUUUCGCUCCUUUCUCCCACCCUUGCCUCCCUUCCUUCAGCCUCUCUCUUCCAUCCGUGAAGCCCUCAGGCCCUUGCCAUUUCUUCGCCACAGAAUACUCAUAGCUUCCCCAAAGCUUGGGGAUCUCUCUCUUUCCCAGCAAAAAUGGCAGCACUUCCUGUCCUGUCCCAUGGGGACCACCUCAGUUUUCUAUAGGUACCUGAGACAGACGGACAGCGUUAGAGAGACUCAGGGUUUGAGGGUCCAGAGCAUCUUUUUAUUUUAUUAAAAGAAAGGAAAUGGUUUUUUUUUUUUUGUUUCCGCUGUGCCAUGUGUUUUGAUUAGAGCAAGGAAUGAGGGAACACCUCCCCCAGAAGCAGACUGGGAAGCAGGGCUGAACCUUGCCCAUCUCUCAGAGACCCUUCUCCUUCUUGCAAGUGGCCCUUGGCACAUGGGAGGUCGUAUUUUACUGGAGCCUGUGUGAGUUUGGGUGUGUACUUAAUGAUGAGAAGGUAAGACUCCGACAAGGACUAUGAGCUUUGGUCCUCGGGACCAGAGUUGUGGUCCUGGUGGAGAGUUGUCGGAAAAUGGGGUGCCUUCAGAACCCAGCUGACUGCAGAGUAGGAUGUCCUGCUAUGGGCAUCAGGAGUCACUGGGCUCUUCUCCAGUCUCCAGAGCUGUGAGGUUUUGGUGCUUUCUCAGGGUCUCUCUCCCCACCGUAUCCCACAAACCUUGCUCAGAGGAUUGUCCAUCUUGUUUUCCUUACCUUCACUCUUUUGCCCUUUCCCGAUGGGCUUCCUACCGCCUGAGAUUCUUCUCAGCCCAUGAACCCGAUUCAGCCCUUCCAGAGCCCGAGAUUUGCCACUCUCCUGAUGGGGAGGAAAAGAAAUGGUGGGCACCUCUAGGUGGUGUGGGUGUCCAUGUGCCAAGAGACAGGGGCUGGAUUUUGUUACUCUGGGCCCACCUCUAGUGAGCAGGUGGGGACAGGUUGCUGAGAGACUGAGUGUUGUUGGCAUUGGUGUAGAGCCAGGACGAGACCUGUGUGUGGGCAAUCAUUCCCCCACCCCUGCACCCCACCUAGGUUCUGGCUGGUCCUGAGAUGGGUGCUUGGCCCAAACGAGCCAUCCUAGUCAAGGCAUCUAUCCAGCCCCGUGAACUAGGCAGGUAAACUUAGAGUCGUGAGUUUUCUACACCUGAGGGCUGAUGUUACUCUAACUCCGGAGCAUCAUUCUGAACCUUCAUUGCCAUGCAGGCUGGCUUAUUUCUGGAGACGUUAGGGUGGGCUGUAGGCCCUAAUUAGGAGCUAGGGUUUGACUAGAGAAGGGUUCUGGAGGCCUCUGUGGUUAUGAGUUUCCCGUCUAUUCCAGGCAGGAAAUAGCGUAGAAGAGAUUUUUUUCCACAGGGACUGAGACCACAAAGACUGAAACCCAAUCCCACCCAGAAAUGGGGUGAAGCCAGAAAACUCGGGCUCCUUUCUCCUUGAAUAAUCAUCCCAGAAGGGAAACUAACUCCGCCAGAGCCAUAGGCAGAUUGUUGGUCUUUGAAAGUGGAAGCUGAGGCCUGGGGACAGCCGGGUAGAGAACCCUCGGGCAGCCCCAGACAGUGAGCGAGCAGAUGCUUGGCAUGAACGAGAAAUGACUUGGCAGGGGUCCCUCAGGUGGAGGACGGGACAGCAGGAUUUAGAGCACAGUCUCAGGUGAUGUUUUUUUUUUUCUUCCCAGGCAACCAUACAUGGUUGUGUUUCUGCAGAAUCAAUUUGGGAUGAUUUUGCUGGCCCAGGGCUUCAGCGAGAGAGGAGAGAGGGGUUGCCUCAGUCCCUCCUGUGGGUAAAACCAGCUCCCUGACAAACCUGCCUCCAUGCAGCGGGGUGGUGGUGGGUGAGCAGAGAGGUUAAGAAACUCCCCUGGGGUCGCAAGUGAGAGAUUCCAUGAUCCUUUAAUGUAUGCUAACUCUCGGUCUCACCCAACCAUAUACAGAGAGAGGCUGUCUUUUGGUGUCCCCCCCCCCGCCCCCGUAAAGGUAGGAAGAAAUCGAGCCAAGACCUGCCCUCCCACCCUCCACUCUGUCCCUUCUACCCUCCCCCUUCCCACCUCAGGCUGGUCGGGGGCCCUGUCUCCGAGCCCUGCAUGGUGGCAGGCAGCGAAGGGUCCCAAGGCCUGGUCUUGGUGGCCCAGAGCGCCAUGACAUGGUUGUCAGAUUGGCAAACAAAAAUACAAGAUACCCAGUUAAAUUUGAAUUUCGGGUAAACAGAAAAUAAUUUUGAGGCUAAGUAUGGCCUAGGCAGAAUUUGGGACAUACUACGCCAAAAGUGAUGUGUUGUUUACCCGGGGUUCAAAUGCAACUGGCCGUCCUGUGUUUUAUCUGGCACCCCUAUUCUAUGACCAUUUGUCCCCUCUGCUCCCCCCCCCUCAGUCCCAGGGGGCCAGAGACUGGUCACCAAGGAUCUUACUGCUUUUCGAGCUGCAACAUUGAGAAGGGGACACUGUGACUUGAAGACACACGAAUAUACUUUAUUUUUGAAGCGACAACAAAACAAGACCCUUCUGAAGCCAUUCGAGCCUCAUCUGACCCCUUCCGUGUGCAUUUAGUUAUCUAUAAAAGACGAUAGUGACCUAUAAACAUAUGAACCGAGUCUUGUCUACUCAACAUGCAUGUCUCUUUCUGUAAAUAGCCGCAUGGCCGUGCCCCUAACCCCUAACCCCUGACCUCAGACCCAUUUCACACCACUCGUUGAGGCUGCCCCUUCGAUUUUAUGUCACGUAAAGUCUUUGUCCCCAAGCCCCACCCGGUCUCACCCCAUCGGGAAUCCCCCAGUGGGAGCCGUCGGCGAUGGGGGGGAGUCGGCUUCCGGCUCUGGCACCAGCCCUGCCUUCAGGGACGUGGGACGACCACCGGUGCCCUGAAGGCCCGUCCGUCCCCACUGCCUGCCGCACAUCCGUCUGCAGAGCUGACCCUCCGUGUACCGUGCACCGUGUCCAGCCGGGUGUCUGGUGUCCCGGUGGCUUCCGUGUCCUGCGUGUGUGUGUGUGUGUGGUGUGCCCCUUCCUCCCACUGUUUGAAUUAACUGAAAAGCCAUAAAGGGGGCCUCCUGCUGGAGACCGCCCUCGGUUCCUCCCAGGAGCCCCCCGUGUCCCUCUGACUGGCUCCCCACAGAACACUUGUGAAGGGCUCACCUGUUGUCACCCCUCCUGCUCUCUCAGCCCCACGUCAUGAGGACGGAUGGUGUCCGGGGGUUCCGGCAGGGCCCCAGGAGACGUCCCACCUGACCCUGCCCGAGCGGGCUCCCUCCACCUGGGUUUGACAGUCCAACUCCAUUUCCCCCCUGCGCGUGGACAGGGCAGUGGUGGGGAUGCCAUAGUUUUGGGUACCUUUCCUAAGGGCGCCGAGGAGGCAACCAGGAUUUUCAGGAGCAGCUAGUCAGCGGCUCGGGUUCCCAUUACCAUCUGGCUUUGACAGACCCAACCCCGCGUACGUGACACCGCGGGGUCAGUGUGUGUGUGGGUGGCGAGGGAGGAGGGUCUCUUGGGGGGACACCGGAGAACGCCGUGGGUUAUGCCCUUCCCGCCGUGUCCCCUCCCGCAGGCUGACAGAGAGCGCCCCAGAGUGGGCAGCUGAGGGUUGCCAGGGCUCCUUUGAGAGUGGUGGGCAGGUCUGGCCCCCCCAGACCCUCCUGUCAGCUCCCCAGGGCAGCCCCAGCCAGGAGCACCCAGUGGUCAGAGGUGCUGAGAGGGACGUGUAGCUCCCGGCCCCCGGGGCGCCGAUGAGGGCAGACGACUCGUGGGAAUAAUGCCAGGAGGCCUCAGGCAUGGCGACUAGUAAGCACGAGGAAGAAGAGAGACGAGAACAGGAGGAGGACAAGGCCAAAGGCUGCGAGGUGACUGUGUAUGCUCGAGCGCGCAGAAGCCCCAGGGAUCUUUGCGCUGGGGACCAUCUCCGGGUGGGCGGGGAUCAGGAGCUUGGAGGGGUGGAGGGACGAAGUGUCUAACCUCUUUCUGGCUCUCUCCGGGACCCUCCCACUGUUCACACCCACAAUGCAGGCAAGAAUUGAGGGGAUCUGGCCUGGGGAGGUGGCAGAGAAGUGUGCGUGGGGCCGGAGAGGGGGUCUCUCCAUCCAGCCCUCCUCAGCCAUCAGGACUCCAGGAGGACCCUCUUCAAAGAAGCCUGACUAGAAGUUCUGCCCUGACUCCUCCCCAUCUAAGGACUGGAUUUGCUGCUUUCUGAAAUCCCAGGGAUCUGAAAACUUCAAAACCAGGGUGGGCAGACCCUCGUCUGCCCCAGGUCGCCCCUGGAAUGCAUCGGCCCCACCAGGAACACUGCCUUUGUCUUCAUAGGAAGGACUCAUGUAUAGCCCUGCCCCCUCUCCGCCCGCCGUCCCCACCCCAUGCUUGGCAAUGCUCUCCACACCCCCCCUUAUGUGGACUCUGUUCUUGUCCGAUCUCUUGUCAAAUUGUUAUUUUGUAAUGAGCUGCGUCUCCUUAUUAAAGAAAUGAGCUGAAAGAA
Messenger RNA from Felis catus (domestic cat), 7533 nucleotides. It is a transcript of the gene SYT2, whose product is annotated as synaptotagmin 2. Gene Ontology annotation, molecular function: calcium ion binding; clathrin binding; phosphatidylserine binding. The transcript has 9 exons. Gene Ontology annotation, cellular component: dense core granule; synaptic vesicle membrane; axon. Gene Ontology annotation, biological process: regulation of calcium ion-dependent exocytosis; regulation of dopamine secretion; calcium ion-regulated exocytosis of neurotransmitter. Bases 255 to 1514 code for a protein of 419 amino acids. Lineage: Eukaryota; Metazoa; Chordata; Mammalia; Carnivora; Felidae. The record is from RefSeq and is a predicted model, not a curated record.